CAAUAUUGCAAGCAGUAGUAGAGGCAGAGUCGUGGGACCCCAACAGAGCAACAGCAUAAUACACAUGUUCUACUCUAUUACGUUUUGUCUGCACAUAUGCACGCACUCGUAUGCAUUCACGCUUAAACAUAUGCGUGUCCAUCUCCCUCUUUCUCUUCCCCCUUCCUACCAUGUGUGCACAUUCCAAACACUCAUGACCAGUCCCCUGACUUAUUUUUUAUAGAUUUCACUGACACAGAGAUGACCGGAAGCAAACAUGUCACGGAGCACGGAGGCAGCGAAUCGAGUCGCCGAGCAUCGUCUGCAUCAUCCUCAUCAACUGCACCAUCGCACCGUCGACAGUCCAUUUCGACAACCUUCUCUUUGGCGCCUAUGACAACGACAACAGUUGUCACCACGACCACAACAACCUCGACCGAAUACCCUCCACUCUACUUCAAACCGCCUCCUAUACCCGCUCAUCUGGAUCCCAAGAUCUUUCCCCUUGCAGAUACCCCCACACCGCCUGCCCUGAAGAAGUUUUGCUUUGACCUCAAUGGGCAGCCGACCUUUUUCAGAGAGAAUCAGGAGAAUGAACAGACCAUGGGUCAGCUCGAAGACGCACUAUUCAAUCUCAGCGCCUCUGCACAUCAAAGAGCUCUGAAAACUGCUUCAGAACAUAGUUCGCACAGAAAAUCCCAUGGAAGCCGGACAUCGGAGGUUCAUGAUCAAGACAACUUCUCUGUGAUCCAAAAAGUCGUCCAUGGCAACGGACACGACCAAUCGACCACAACGACCAUCACACGACAAUCCGUUGAACAUCCCCAGCGUGGGUUGGCCCCUCAUGUCGCUUGGCGCUCUCGUGAGGGCUGUCGUGCCAAGAAGCGCCCCGCAUCACCCAUCACGCCUGUGGGCUCUGUUGAUGUGUCAAUGCCCCAAUCCUCAUCUUCAAUGCCCUCUCAACCUAGCCAUGCAUCUGUUCAUUCUGCCCAAAAGAGUGCUGAACACGCUGACGCCUCGUUCCUCGACCGAUCUUCGCCUCCACACAAGAAAUCGAAACGGCCGUGGGCAAAUGCAGCUUCCCAUACCUUCAACAGCGAUGCUCCAGAAGCCGCAGCAGGAGCUUCAUCAUCCAAAAAAAUGUCGUCCUCAGCUUCCGCUCCCUCUUUGGCUGAAUUUGCCACUCCAGCAUUGCCGCAUCGCUCCAGCAUUGCAGAUCGUGCCAGGGAACACCAUGCUCAGGCCACUCGAUUGACUGGAAUCGUCGACCCAUCCAGCCUUCCCUCGCCUUCUCUUUCGCCGACAGCUACUACGCAGGGAUUGUCGAUUGCCUCGAGCUCCUCGGGUACAUCAGAUGGAAUGAUCACACGAAGACGAUUCAAGACAGCACCGACCACGUUUCAUCAUGAUCAUGGGGACGCUGAUCAAAGCACAGGCGCUGGAGAUAUUCUGGCGGGCGAGGAAGAAGAGUAUAUGAGUGAUGAGGACGAAAAUCGACAGGAAGAGAUGGAGAUUGAACGGUCACUUCAGCAAGCAGGCGUUCGCCAUACCCCAACGCUACUAGAUCUUCCAAAUCUAAUCGCAACUUUUGAUGCUCUGCCCUCCAGCCUUCAGUCAUAUAUGCUUUUCCACCUCCUCCGACGCAGCCCUGCCCCGACUCUGCAGUUUGUCAGCUCUGUGAUUCUGGCAACCAUGAAGCAAGACUUUUUGGCACUUUUGCCUGUAGAACUGAGCCGCAACAUCCUUCGCUUCUUGGAUGGGCGUAGUCUCUGCAAGGCUGCCCAGGUCAGCAAGCAAUGGAGGGUCGUCGUAGACUCGGAUGCUCAUAUCUGGAUGCAUCAGUUCCAAAAGGAGGGGUUUGCUCUCGAAGACCGCGAAGAAGAGGAAGCUUUUACGCAACGGUUGGGAAUCGAUGGUCACUACGGAGUUCGUCCGAGUUAUCAGGAGAGAAAGUUGACGGCCAAGAGACGACUGACUAAGGGCAAGGGACGUCCAGCGCAGGCUGUCAUCCGCCAGGCAGAUUUACCCGAAUCUCCACUCUACCCUAACGAUGUGACGAUGCUCGGUGAAGAUGAGGUGGAGAAUCCGAUGGAAUCGAUCACAGUCCAUCAUGCAGCAUCAAGCAAGGGCCACGGUUGGGACAGUGAUACAGCCGAGGAGGAUGGCGAUGAAAAGGAGGAGGCUUUCAUGACUCCAGAUGCAGCACCACCGUCACCCACGACCAGCCACACUGGUCGCUUUAAUGAUGCGGACUCUGAGGAUGAGACCAUGGAGCAUGAUUUCGUCGAGGAGCCCUUUGGUCCCAUGUCUCCAUCGACAGCCCAUCCUUACAAGGCCCUGUUCCGUAGACACUGGAUCAUCCGACAGAACUGGACCAAAGGUAGGGCCAAGUACAUCCAGUUCUCCGGACACAGCGACCGCGUGGUGACCUGUCUGCAGUUCGAUUCUGAAAAGAUUAUCUCUGGAUAUGAGGACGAAUCCAUUCACGUCUACGACACCGUCACUGGCAACCGCCUGAAGAAGUUGGAUGGACAUGAAGGUGGCGUCUGGGCCCUCCAAUAUCGUGGUAACACGUUGGUUUCUGGAGCAACGGACAGGACUGUGCGAGUGUGGGAUAUUGAGAAGGGCAUUUGCACGCACACGUUCCGUGGCCAUACGUCGACUGUGCGCUGCCUUCAAAUCGUCAUGCCCGUCAAUGUGAAUAAGGACCCUCACGGCAUCCCCAAAUACGAGCCCGAAUUCCCAGUGAUUGUUACCGGCUCGAGAGACUCGACCUUGUUAGUGUGGCGACUGCCUGACCCGGAACUGAAUGGCCAUAUCCCACCAACGGAUAGCUCAUGGUUGCUGCACACUCUAGUUGGCCAUACGCAGUCUGUCCGUGCUUUGGCAGCAGAAGGCAGCACUCUAGUCUCGGGGUCGUACGACUGCACCGUUCGGGUAUGGAACAUUUGCACAGGAGCGUUGGUGCAUCGCCUUCAAGGCCAUACCCAGAAGGUUUACUCCGUGGUUCUGGAUACAGCACGCAAUCAAUGCAUGAGUGGAAGCAUGGACGCAUUUGUUCGAAUUUGGUCUCUUGAGGACGGCUCCUGUCUUCAUGUUCUUGAAGGCCAUGGAUCUCUCGUGGGGCUGCUGGGUCUGAACGCCAACCAUCUUGUCUCAGCAGCAGCGGACUGCACUGUUCGAAUCUGGGACCCUGCGCGAGGCGUCUGCUUGCGCGUCCUUGCUGCUCACGCUGCAGCGAUCACCUGUUUCCAGCACGAUGGCAACAAGGUGAUCUCAGGCUCGGCCGGCAAUCUGAAGAUGUGGGACUUCAAGUCUGGCAAGUUCAUCCGCAAUUUGCUGACAGGGCUCGGAAGUGUCUGGCAAGUCAAGUUUGAUGAGCGACGCUGUGUUGCUGCCGUACAGCGCGCUGCAGCGAAUGGUGGAAACGGCGCCACUUACUUUGAGGUUCUAGACUAUGGUGUCUACGGGAUUGAAGAGCCAUUGGAGAAUGCCCCGUCUUUGCCUGUUGACGAUGCUCCAGACACAGCAGUACCUCGAGCUGGUCCGGCUGCUGGCAUUGGAGCAGACGCUGCGAAUGCAGCAGCAGCAGCGGGAGCGGGAGCAGGCGGCAAUGGAGUCCCUGCAGCAGCAGCAGUAGCAACAGCGGCACCAGCAGGUCCCGCUGCAGUCCAAUAAGAGGACCCUUGCUCUAUUUCCUUGCACAAUCGACGCUGUCCUUCUUGCUUGUCUCGUUGUGUCCCCAUUUUGCUUGUUUUGUUCUUUUAUUUCCCUGUCGCAUACC
Messenger RNA from Gamsiella multidivaricata, 3763 nucleotides. RefSeq lists its product as uncharacterized. Gene Ontology annotation, cellular component: nucleus; cytoplasm. Bases 241 to 3657 code for a protein of 1138 amino acids. Gene Ontology annotation, biological process: proteasome-mediated ubiquitin-dependent protein catabolic process; ubiquitin recycling. NCBI's taxonomy places the organism in Eukaryota, Fungi, Mortierellomycota, Mortierellomycetes, Mortierellales, Mortierellaceae. The transcript is spliced from 4 exons. The record is from RefSeq and is a predicted model, not a curated record. Gene Ontology annotation, molecular function: ubiquitin binding.